Messenger RNA from Patella vulgata (common limpet), 4429 nucleotides. RefSeq lists its product as uncharacterized. The record is from RefSeq and is a predicted model, not a curated record. Bases 115 to 2859 code for a protein of 914 amino acids. The transcript has 2 exons. Lineage: Eukaryota; Metazoa; Mollusca; Gastropoda; Patellidae.
AAAGCUGUAUUAUUGCACGUAUCAGCUGUAGCGCUUGUCUCUCCCGGUGGGAAUAUAAUAACAACAUACGGGUUAAUAGACAAUGCUAGUCGAGGGUCGAUUAUUGGGCGAGAUAUGGCUCGACAUAUGAAACUAAAGGGUAGAAAAGAAUUAGUGUCGAUAAAUACCAUCAUUGGUAGCGAGACCCAAGAAUACGAAAUUGUUAACUUUGGCAUUCAAUCUGUUUCUAAUGAUUCAAAACUGUAUGGUGUGGAAGCUAUUAUUUCGGAUAGUUUCAAUAUAUGUGAAAAAUACCUCCCGCACGACAUAAAUUUACAAGACUAUGAACACUUGGCUGAUAUUAAAUUACCAGAUGUGGACAUAAAAGAAAUAUCAAUUUUAAUCGGAAAGGAUGUUGAUGAGGUACACGACAUAUAUGAAUUUCGCAAAUCUCCAAAUUCCGACAAACCCUUGCAUGGGAUUCUAGGACCAUUAGGCUGGGUCAUUACUGGAACGCUCGGUGAACCUGUAAUGAACAAAGAAGUUAAUGUGAAUUAUAUUGACUACAAUCAUGACUAUGAUUUAAAUGACAUGGUUAAGAAGUUCUGGAAAAUUGAAGACUCAGGAAUUAAUAGAUCAAAUGUCUCUGAUAAAUCCCUAUCUAUAGAAGAUAAACGUGCCAUAGACAUUAUGGAAAAAACUACAGUAUUGUCUGAUGGACACUAUGAAACUGGUCUAUUGUGGAAAAAUGACAAUGGAAAACUGCCAAACAAUAAACCACAAGCUGAACAUAGACUAGCAUCUUUAAAACGAAGAUUCGAACGCGAUUCUGAUUACAGAAAAACAUACUUUGAUAAUAUGAAUGAUAGUAUUUUCAAAGAACAUGCAAGAAAAUUAAGUGAAUCUGAAGUUUUGUCCACGUCAGACAGAACUUGGUAUCUACCUCAUUUUGGUGUUGUGAAUCCUAAGAAACCAGGGAAAUUGCGUAUUGUGUUCGACGCUGCUGCACAAUAUCAGGGAACUUCUUUAAACAAGAAUUUACUUCCAGGACCAGAUAGAACAAAUAAUCUUGUGGGCGUUAUUCUUAGAUUUAGGCAAGAAAAUAUCGCUCUAUCGGCUGAUAUACAGGGAAUGUUUCAUCAGAUCAAGGUUCGCGAACAAGAUCAAGACUCCCUGAGAUUCCUUUGGUGGGACUCUGAUGACAUAAACUUAAAGCCCUCAGAAUACGCAUUUUGCAGACACAUUUUUGGGGCUACUGACUCGCCCUGUAUUGCAACGUCAGCACUAAGAAAAACAGCGUCAGACAACAAAAAACUUUAUAAUGAACUGACUAUAAAAACUGUAGGUAAAGAUUUUUAUGUUGACGACUUGUUGACAUCGGUGCCAACUGUAGGCAUGGCGAUAGAAUUAGGACACAAUUUAAGUGAUUUAUGUGAAAAGGGUGGUUUUAACCUAAUAAAGUUCAACAGUAAUAGCAAAGAAGUAUUGUCAACAUUUCCUGCAAAAAAACUAGCAGAAAAAACCAUUGAUUUAGACUUUGAGGAAUUAUCGAAAACAAAAGCUUUGGGAAUUCAAUGGAAUGUAGAAAACGACACUCUGGGGUUCGACGUUGUCGAUCUACAAAAACCUAAUACGAUGCGUGGGGUUCUAUCUACGAUUUGUAGCGUUUUUGACCCACUGAGUAUAAUUGCGCCAGUACUGCUACCGGCAAAAUUGAUAAUGCAAGAACUGUGGAGGAAACAGUGGAAGUGGGACAAACCUUUAGAAGGACAAUUACUGGACAGAUGGUUAAAGUGGAAGAACAAUUUAUACAAAAUAGAACAUGUAAAAAUUCAAAGGUGCUAUUUUAGUAAUAUUGAACAUUCUAAUUGUACUAUACAGUUACAUCAUUUUUCAGAUAGUUCAGAAUUCGCAUAUGGAUCUGUGUCCUUUUUACGUAUCCAAUAUGACAAUGGCGAAAUAGAAUGUAGAUUUAUCAUUGGCAAAUUACGUAAUGCACCAUUAAAAGUUGUUAGUAUACCACGCUUAGAACUACAGGCAGCAGUACUUGCUACCAGAAUAAACACAUUUAUUGUGAAUGGACUUGAAUUAAAAUUUGAAUCCAUAACAUUUUGGACGGAUUCUAUGAUCGUUCUAAAUUACAUAAAUAAUACCAACCGAAGAUUUAAAACUUUUGUAGCUAACAGAGUAACUGAAAUACACGAAUCAACUAUAACUGAUCAAUGGAAAUAUUGUCCGGGUACUGAAAACCCCGCAGAUGAUGUCAGUAGAGGAAUGAAUCCAGAACAGUUAAAUAUUCAUAACAGAUGGUUAUCUGGACCGGAAUUCUUAAGAAAACCGGAAAGUGAAUGGACACAUUCCCAACUUCAGGACAUUCCUUUAGACAAGUUAGAAAUUAAAAAGGAAGUGAAUUUUACAAACAUCGAUUCUGAAUCAUCAUUAUUAUACAUGUAUGUAAUUCAGAAAUAUUCAAAUUGGACAAAAUGUUUGCGUGCCUUUGCUUGGCUGAUUAAAUUUGUCGAUUGGAUUGGAUUGACGAACGUUGAACGAUCAAAAAUGAAUAAAACUUUGUCUUUAAAAGAAAUAGAAUUAGCCAAACGAAAAAUUAUAGGCUUGGUUCAAAACGAAUGUUUUGGCGAAGAUAUGAAAGCGUUAAAACGUAAUACUUCUGUUAAGUCUUCUAGUUCUAUUAUUAGUCUAAAACCUGUGUUAAGAGAUAAUGUAAUUUGUGUUGGUGGACGCAUUUCAAAGGCGCCCAUUUCUCUAAGUGCUAUGCAUCCAAUGAUUAUUCCAAGAAAAAAUCAUUUGACAAAAAUGAUUAUUCGACAUAUACAUGAAACCAAUGGACAUUGUGCAUUUAGAAGUAGCUCGUUCGCUUGAAACGGACGAUUUCAUCCUGACUUUAAUUAGAUUUUUGAAUCGAAGAGGACAUGUAAAGGAACUAAGGACCGACAAUGGAUCUAAUUUUGUUGGUGCCGAUAAGGAAUUGCGUGAUUUAUGUAGAAAUUUGAAAAAUGAACAGAUUGAAAGAGACUUAAGUAAACGCGGUGUAAAAUGGAUUUUCCAUACGCCUUUAGCUCCUCAUACGUCAGGAGUAUGGGAGAGCUUGGUAAAAGUGGUAAAAAGGAGUUUAAAAACUGUCUUAAAGGAACCAGUAACAGAUGAAAUUUUACAGACUGUAUUCACUGAAGCGGAAUACAUCGCAAACAAUCGACCUUUAACAAAGAACCCAAUGACGCCUUAUGACUGUGAACCCCUAACCCCAAAUCAUUUUCUAAACAUAAGACCUUCUUUAAAUAUUCCUCCAGGAAUAGUAAGUAAGUCAGAUCGAUUUCAUAAAAAGCGAUGGAGACAGGCACAAUUACUUUCGGAGCAUUAUUGGAAGCGAUGGCUGAAGGAGUACAUACCUUCGUUACAAAACAGACAAAAAUGGCAUCAAGUUAAAGAGAAUUUGUGCAAAGGAGACCUGGUACUUUUAGUCAGUGAAAAUUUGCCACGGAGUAAAUGGCUCCUAGGACGUAUAACAAAUGUUUUUAAAGGACCUGAUGGACUUGUCAGGUCAGCAGAAGUUAAAACAAAAAAUGGUAUUUUUAAGAGACCGAUAACCAGGCUGUGUUUUUUAGAAGCCCAUAACUCUGAUUUGUGUAAAAAAAAAAAAAAAAAAAAAAAAAAAAAAAAAAAAAAAUUGUUGAAUUAGAAUGUUGAAAGUUUGAAAGAUUUGUUUGAAAGAUUACUUUAUAAGAUGUGUUUGAAGAUUUGUUCAAAAGAUUAUUUUAUAAGAUGUGUUUUUAAAAAUACAUGGUUAGAAAGAUUUGUUCGAAACAGUACUUUGAUAUGUGUUUUGAAAUAAUUAGUUUGAAAGAUUUGUUAGAAAGAUUUAAUUUGCUAUAUUAUAUUAGGUGAUGAAGCUGUCUUAAGAGAGACCCUUCAUGGGGGGCGGAAUGUUGUCUCCAUUAUGCAUGAUGACCACUUUUUUAUUUUUUUUUGAGCAAUGUAACAAAGUAGUAAUUAAUGUGUUGGUGGGCUAGAACCGAAGCUCUGUCAGGUUGCUUAGCAACAUAGCCAUGUUGAAUUUUUUGUGGAAAUCAAGGCACCAGCACUGUUGAAAGCCUUUGUUGAAAAUUGUUGAAAAAGAUGAAUAUGAAUAUGUUUUAAGUUCAGAAAAGUCACCAAUUAAAUCGAAUCUCACUACCUCACUCACUACCUCAUUCACUCACUCAUUUACUGAUUCACUCGUUAAGCUGUUGAAAGAUGUUAUGCUUAUUGUAGAAAGACGUUAUGUUUAUUGUUUGAAAGAUGUUAUGCUUAUUGUUGAAAGAUGCCGAAAGAUAAUAAAACUUGAAUUUUUAGUGAGAUCUCGAAUUUUUGGUGAUUUAUAAGAUGAAAACAUUGAAACGAAUAUGUGUUUAUCCGAAUGAACAGGAUUGCACGUAACCGAACCUUACACAAG